Aspergillus wentii DTO 134E9 is the source of this 3490-nucleotide messenger RNA. RefSeq names its product pre-rRNA-processing protein ESF1. Gene Ontology annotation, molecular function: RNA binding; kinase activity; ATP binding. The record is from RefSeq and is a predicted model, not a curated record. The transcript is spliced from 9 exons. The coding region runs from base 152 to 3490 and encodes 1112 amino acids. Lineage: Eukaryota; Fungi; Ascomycota; Eurotiomycetes; Eurotiales; Aspergillaceae. Gene Ontology annotation, biological process: rRNA processing. Gene Ontology annotation, cellular component: nucleus.
GGAAAUUGUUCCCCUCCCAAGCGCCGGCGGUGCCUCGCCUUGUUGCCAGAAAGAAAAAAACAUCGUUCUUCUUUUGAGUGCCAUGGUCGAAGGAUUGGGAGUAUUUUUACCGGCUAGUUUUUUAUUUUCCUCCGUGAAAGAGUAGGAAAUCAUGGAGUCAAUUUCACCCGUUUACUCGUCGACGACGGAGAAGCGGUACUCUCCGCCAUGGGCGGACUUGAGCAUUAUCGGUAUCGCAGGCAGCUCAGGCUCUGGCAAGACCUCCGUGGCAAUGGAGAUUGUGAAGUCCCUGAAUCUGCCUUGGGUUGUUAUUCUUGUAAUGGAUUCAUUCUACAAAAGCUUGUCUCCAGAACAACAUGAAAAAGCCCACGCCAACGAGUAUGACUUUGAUUGCCCGGAUGCCAUAGAUUUUGACGCAUUGGUGCACACGUUAAGGGAUUUGAAACAAGGGAAAAAAGCAAACAUUCCUGUGUAUUCGUUUGCUGAACACCAACGCCAGCCUCAAACGACCACUCUAUACUCACCGCAUGUGUUGAUACUGGAAGGAAUUCUGGCCCUCCAUGACCCAAGGAUCCUGGAACUCUUGGAUGUCAAGAUAUUUGUCGAAGCAGAUAUGGAUGUCUGCCUGGGACGCAGAAUCCUGCGUGAUGUCCGGGAAAGACAGAGAGAUAUUGAUGGGAUCAUCAAGCAAUGGUUUACCUAUGUUAAGCCAUCAUUUAAAAGAUAUGUUGAACCUCAACGGGGAAAUUCUGAUAUCAUUAUUCCCCGUGGAAUUGAGAAUAAAACUGCCAUCGACAUGGUGGUCAAGCAUAUCCAGCGUAAUCUCCAAGAAAAGUCUGAGAAACACAGAGCCGAUUUGCAUACAUUGGGCCUCAUUGCCUCGGAGGGACAACUAUCUCCAAAUGUGCACAUAAUGCCCGAAACGCCGCAGCUCGUGGGUAUGAAUACGAUUCUUCAAGACCCUUCUACCGAGCAGGUUGACUUUGUGUUUUAUUUUGACCGACUUGCUUCGAUGCUGAUCGAAAAGGCACUGGACAAUACUUUGUAUAUUCCGGUGGAGGUGAAGACACCACAAGAAAAUAGCUAUAAUGGCUUGAACCCAGCAGGAACCAUGUCUGCUAUUGCAAUUCUGCGCGGUGGCUCGUGUCUUGAGACAGCUCUCAAACGAACCAUUCCCGAUUGUAUCACUGGUCGCGUGCUCAUCCAGACCAAUGAGCGGAGCCAGGAGCCAGAGCUGCACUACUUGAAGCUGCCUCCAGGGAUUGAAGAGCAUGCUACUGUAAUGCUACUUGACCCUCAAAUGUCGAGUGGGGGAGCUGGCUUGAUGGCUGUGCAACAAAUAACUAAUAUCAAUCUUCUUUUAGCGGACCCUCGAUUUGCGAAUAUCCAAACCGAUCCUCGUUAUCGCCUCCCCAGCAAACGUCAGACUCAUGUGAAACUCGAUCAGCGUUUCGCGCACAUGCUGCACGAUAAGGAUUUCUCCAAAAAUGCUGCAGUCGAUAGAUAUGGACGUAAAUUGGCCCGGGAUGACACAAAGAAGCAGUUGGAAAAAUUCUACCGAUUGGACGAGGACGAGGACGAGAACGAGGACGAAGGUGAAGAUGAGGACGCACAAGUCAGCGCCGAUGACGACGACGAGGUUCAGAAAGAGCUGAAGAAGGUCGAAAGCCGCUCUUAUGAUCCGGCACGAGAUGGAGGGUUCUCGGACUCUUCUUCGGAAGAGGAGAGUUCAAGUGAUGAGGAAAGCGAGGAAGAGGCAGAGGAUCUCGAAGAACACGAAUUCCCCGACAAGCAGCAAUCAAAUAUACCCAUGGGAGAUGUUACAAAGCGGAUAGCAGUUGUCAAUUUGGAUUGGGAUAAUAUCCGGGCAACGGAUUUGAUGGCUGUGUUUUCUAGCUUUGUUCCUACUGGGGGUCGUGUGUUGAAGGUCUCUGUCUACCCGAGUGAAUUCGGAAAGGAAAGACUGGAGAGAGAAGAAACUGAAGGGCCUCCCAAAGAGAUCUUCGCUUCGAAGAAAGACGAUAGCGAAGAAGACGAUGAUGAAGAUGAGGUUGACUCGGACGAAGAAGAGGAGAAGAUCAAGAAGUCGAUGCUGAAGGGUGAUGAAGGCGAGGAGUUUAACUCGACACAACUACGACAGUACCAGUUGGAGCGACUACGCUACUACUAUGCUAUCAUGACAUUCUCAUCUAAAGAUGUCGCAAAGCACGUCUAUGACCUGGUGGAUGGAGCAGAAUAUCUCUCGAGUGCCAACUUUUUUGAUCUCCGCUUUGUGCCCGACGAGACCGAUUUCUCUGACGAUAGGCCCCGCGAUGAAUGCGAACGGAUUCCGGAUGGAUACAAACCAAAUGACUUUGUGACCGAUGCGCUGCAACACAGCAAGGUCAAGCUGACCUGGGAUGCAGACGACAAGUCUCGUAAAGAAGCUCAGGCUCGAGCAUUUGGUGGUAGUCGAAAGGAAAUCGACGAGAAUGACCUGAAGGCAUACCUGGCUAGCGAUAGCUCCGACAAUGAGGAUGGAGAAGAAGAAGAGGUUGAAGUUUUCGAUGCUACAAAGGAAGACGGAGCAACCUCCAAGCUUUCCAAAAAGGAAGAUGAAAGACAAAGAAUGCGCGCUCUGUUGGGACUAAGUGCAGAGGUACCCAAGCCUUCCAAAUCAGACGGACCGGUUGGUGAGAUGGAGGUUACAUUCACAUCGGGUCUCGCCGGCGGUCCUAACAACGACAGCAUUUUUGAGAAUGAGCCUGAGAAGGAUGAGACUACGAUCGAAAAAUACGUGCGUAAGGAGCGCGAGAGGAAGAAGCGCAGAAAGGAGAAGCUCAAGGCAAGCAAACAAGGCACCACUGCAGAGGAUCAGCAAGACCAAGGUGAUGCCGACAGCGACGGUCAGACCGCCGCCGCAACAACAGGAAAGGAAGAGGAUGAUGACCUAGGAUUUAAUGACCCAUUCUUUGACGAACCUGAUAGCAAGGCUUCCGCCUCGGCUCGUCGGAAGGAGGAGAAACGCAAGAAGAAGGCUGAACGUGCAGCUGAAGAGGCGGCAUCGGCAGCCCAGCGAGCAGAGCUGGAGUUGCUGAUGGUCGACGAAGACAAGUCCGGAAUCAAGCACUUUGACAUGAAUGCGAUUGAGAAAUCCGAAAAACAAGCGCGCAGAAAGAAGAAGGGCAAGAGCAAGAGCAAGGAAACCGAGGGCCCUGCAGAUGACUUCGAGAUGAACGUCAGUGAUCCGCGAUUUUCUCGACUGUACGAAAGCCACGAAUUUGCUAUUGAUCCCACCAACCCUAAAUUUAAGGCAACGUCGGGCAUGAAAGCUGUGUUGGAAGAGGGUCGGAAACGUCGGAGAACCCGUGAUGAUCGGGGGGAUGACGAAGAAGCAGGUGAUUCUCGCGACCAGAAAAAGAAGCAGAAAAAGAGCUCUUCCAAGGAAGCGGGGUCUGAGGAUUUGAAGAAGCUGGUGGACAAGGUGAAGCGAAAGACGCAAAAGAGCUGA